AUGAAUAAUAACAUAGACAAUGACAAUGACAAUGACACUAAACAGUAUACUGCCAAUUGUCCAAAGCACAACAAACGAAUAGAUAUGUUGUGUAAUGAUUGCAACACAAUCAUUUGUAAUCACUGCUUGGCACUGGAGCAUAAUGGACACAAGAUUGUGAAUGUCGAUAUCAUCAGACCAUUGAUCGCAGAGAACAAGUACGAUAGGUUCUCAACCCGUCUACGUCAUCUCUGGCAACAGAUGAACAAGUUGGCAAUGUCAUAUCAGUUGAUGAACAAAUCGAGCAUCGCUGUGACUGAUCAGUUCAGAGUGCUACACGAGCUACUUAUCGCAGAGGAGCACAGAAUCAAGUCGCCCAUCAUUGAUGAGAUGAGACGAACAGGCGAUGCCAUCAACUCUUUAAUGGAGGAGAUGUCCCACAUUGUCUCUUUGACAAAUGCGACUGCCAUCGCACAGGGUGCCUCUGCAAACAAAUCAGACACUGAAUGUAAUGAAGCCGUUGACAUGGAUCACAUUUCUCAGUCAAUCAACUCGUCAGAGUCAAUGGAACAGUUCAUUUCAAGAUCACUUGGCAAUCAGUCUAUCAAUGUCAACACAUUUAAUGACAUUGAGUUGUUAAAUGCCGUUCAACAAUUGGAACGUUUGGCGCAGAAAUCAUCCCUGACCAACUUGAAACCUAUCCGAAUCAGAACCAGCCCUACAGUUUUGGAGAGCAUCAAGCAGAGUAUCAAGUCGUGUUUCAUUGAUCUGAACCAGUGCCAUCUAAUCUUUUCUCACAAUGAGACAGGCUGCAGAAUGUUUGAUCCACGCUCAACAUCAACUACCCUAAUCAAUUACAAGAGGAGGAUAUCCACCUACUACGCGAUAACGUACGAUGGAGACUAUGUCUAUAUAUUUGGUGGUGAAGAGAGCCUCAACACCUAUUUACGCUACUCAACAAUUGAUCUGUCCUACGCUGAUUUGCCCAUGGUCGGAAUCAAUGGAGUGUGUAAUGUAUCGACCUGCUUCGAUGGAGACAAACACAUCUACCUCGUCGGAGGUACAACAAAUGGGCUUCUGAGCGAUUGCAUAAAUCGCUUCAAUAUAAUAACCCAGCAGUUCAGUCAUUUUGGAACUCUGCCAUCUCCCUGUUCAUCAUCUUUUGUCUUCAUACAUGAAGGCAAGCUCUAUGUCAUUGGCGGCCUCAAGGAAAAGUGCCACCGUAAAUCAAUUCUGGCACUUGACCUCAACACAUUGGAAUGGAACACGCACACUGAUGAACUUGACCUUGGGACCCAUGGGCUUUCAAGUUGCUUCGAUGGCAAGGAUAUUUAUGUUCUGACUGAGAACAAGUUUAUCCGUGUCGGGCUCCAAUCCAAAGAGAUUAAGUACCUCUCCCCUCCUCCCCUAGAUUUCAAGAACAAUUUCAACAAGUUGUUCUUUAGUCUCAAUCACAAUGAAGGAUUGCACCUGUACCUUGGUAAUGGAAAAAACUGGAACUACUCAAGGCAAUUGGAUAAUUGGACAAGUUUGAGCGAUAACUAUCGAUCAAAUGAAAAGAAUCCAAAUUGGUUGAUGUUGAUUGACAAUGUAAUAGCCCAGUCCAAAGAAUAUUCCACGCACAUUGUCUGA
Molecule: messenger RNA, 1611 nt
Organism: Acytostelium subglobosum LB1
Lineage: Eukaryota; Evosea; Eumycetozoa; Acytosteliales; Acytosteliaceae
Exons: 2
Coding region: 1-1611 (536 amino acids)
Molecular function (GO): zinc ion binding; protein binding
Source: RefSeq, a predicted model, not a curated record